AUAAAUAAGUCGGUUACUAUUACAAACGCACAGCUAAAUCCCAACGUCUAUAUUUUGGAUAUUUUCCCUUCUUUUCGAUUUCAUCUAGGGAAAAAAAAACCAAAAAAUGAGCGGUUUAACCUCACCGCCUCUUUCAAAUACUCUGUAGUUCUACACUUCUUUAUCUCUAUUCCGGCUCUCUACAUCACUCCCCAAUGCUAAAAGGGAUAGUCUUUGGUGUUAAUUAUAUGUGUCUGGUUUUUGGUAUUUUUGGCAAGGCUUUGCGGUUUUGUUCAGCUAAUUAGGCUCGUGAUAAAUUUUAGUAGCUGCCAAGAAAAAAGAUGAAAAGGAAUGUUAGAAUUUCUGAGACGUGCAUGUACAAGAUGGACAACUGUGUAAUUUUUGUGCGUUUUAGAUUUAUCUUUCAACUGAAUAUGAUGCAGCCACUUAUUGCCUCAAUUGCAUGAGAAAAGCCUCAUCUGCCUCCUAUCAUUGGCUGCAUGGAUCCUCAAAAUUUUCCUCCUCCUAUGCCCGGUCAGUUCCGACCUGUUGUUCCAGCACAGCAAUCAGAACAGUUUGUUCCAGUGGCUCCUCAACAGUUUCAACCUGUUGCCAGAGGAGUUAUUGUGAUGAAUGCCGGGUUUCCUCCUCAAACUCUGCAACCCCAAUUUCCUCAAGUAAUGCAGCAGUUACCAGCAAGACCAGGCCAACCAGGCCAUAUUCCACCUGCGCCACUGGCAGUUUCAUUGCCAACUGCUCAACCAAAUCGGCAUGUCAGUCCAGGGGCAUCACUGCCUCAACCUUAUACUCAAACUCCAAAUAAUUACGUGUCUGGGGUCCCAGCAUCGAACCUUUCUUCAUCAUAUACUUUUGCACCAUCUUCUUACGGUCAGGUGCCGGUGUCUCAUAAUGCCAUGGCUCAAUAUCAACCCAUGGCACAAUUGCAGGCACCGUGUGUUCCUGUUGGAUGCCAGGUGGGUAUCCAUGUGGGCCAGAGUACUUCUUCUGUUAUAUCUGUGCAGCAAAUUGGGGAACAACCAUCUGUUUCCAGUUCCAUAGCUACCAUACCAGCACCUAUCAUUGAGCCGAUGCCCACUGAAGAGGCUCCAACAGAUUGGAUAGAGCAUACUUCUGCAAAUGGAAGAAGAUAUUAUUACAAUAAGAAGACACAGCAAUCUAGUUGGGAGAAGCCAUUGGAAUUGAUGACACCUAUUGAGAGGGCAGAUGCAUCAACUAAUUGGAAAGAAUUUACAAGUCCUGAUGGAAGAAAGUAUUACCACAACAAGGUUACAAAUCAAUCAACAUGGUCAAUGCCCGAGGAGCUGAAGUUGGCUCGUGAACAAGUAGAAAUGGCACCUGCUAAAGGAAAAAAGUUGGAAGUUUUUUCUAAUAUUCCAGCUCCUUCACCUCAUGUGAUUAAAGCAUCAUCUGGUGCUGAUACACCAUCUACAACAAUUCAAGAAGCUUCCUCGAGUCCAGUUCCAGUGGCACCAGUUCUUGCUACUAGUAAUAUCCAACCUGUGGUGGUUUCUGGAUCAGAUUUACCUGUUGGAGCUUCUUCAACAGUGACCAAUGUACAUGUGGUUCAGACGGCUGCAGAGACUAUUGCAUCAUCUGCUGCUGUUUCAGAAAGUUCUGAAGUUUCUAUCACUGUGGUUGAUACUGUUACAGCACCAAUGAAUAAUAUCAGCAAAGUUUCUUCUUUGGAUAUGGAAACUGUAAAAGAUGUGGUAGUGAGUGAGAAAAUUAACAAUGUAUUGGAAGAGAAAGCAAUUGAUCAAGAGCCUUUGAUUUAUGCCAGCAAGCAUGAGGCUAAGGAUGCAUUUAAAGCACUUUUGGAGUCUGCAAAUGUUGGUUCUGACUGGACAUGGGAUCAGGCAAUGAGAUUAAUAAUAAAUGACAAAAGAUAUGGUGCUUUGAGAACACUUGGAGAGCGGAAACAAGCUUUUAAUGAGUUUUUGGGUCAAAAGAAAAAACAGGAGGCUGAGGAAAGGAGAAUUAAACAGAAAAAAGCACGGGAAGAAUAUAGAAAAAUGUUAGAAGAGUGCUUGGAGCUGACAUCAUCCACAAGAUGGAGCAAAGCAGUUACUAUGUUUGAAGAUGAUGAGAAGUAUAAAGCUGUGGAACGGGACAAAGACAGGAAGGAUCUUUUUGAGAAUUAUGUUGAUGAACUCCGGCAAAAGGAACGGGUGAAGGCACAGGAGCAGCACAAGCAGAAUAUAAUGGAGUACAGGCAAUUUUUGGAAUCUUGCGACUUCAUUAAGGCAAAUAGCCAAUGGCGAAAAGUUCAGGACCGCUUAGAGACUAAUGAAAGAUGCUCACGUCUUGAAAAAAUUGACCGCUUGGAAAUAUUUCAGGAAUAUACACGGGAUUUAGAGAAGGAAGAAGAGGAGCAGAGGAAGAUACAAAAGGAAGAACUGAGAAAGGCAGAGCGUAAAAAUCGUGAUGAGUUCCGCAAGUUGAUGGAAGGACAUGUUGCUGCAGGCACUUUUACUGCCAAAACUCACUGGCGUGAUUAUUGCAUGAUGGUUAAAGAUUCAGCGCCCUUUGUGGCAGUUGCAUCCAACACCGCAGGUUCAACUCCAAAAGAUUUGUUUGAAGAUGUAGCUGAGGAGCUUCAGAAACAGUAUCAUGAUGAUAAAGUUCGAGUAAAGGAUGCAGUGAAGUUGAGAAAGAUCUCUUUGGCAUCAACUUGGACACUCGAAGACUUGAGGGCUGCUAUUGCAGAGAAUAUUAGCUCUCCACCUAUAUCAGAUGUUAACUUGAAGCUAGUUUUUGAGGAAUUGCUUGAAAGGGUCUGGGAGAAGGAGGAGAAAGAAGCUAAGAAGCGUAAACGUCUUUUUGAUGACUUCUUUGAUUUCCUGCAUUCUACAAAGGAAAUUACUUUAUCUUCCACAUGGGAGGACUGCAAACAUCUUUUUGAAAGUAAUCAGGAGUUCAGUUCCAUUGGGGAUGAAGACUUUUACAAGGGGAUAUUUGAUGAAUACAUAACACUGUUGAAAGAAGGGGCAAAAGAGAAGGAGCGAAGAUGGAAGGAAGACAAGGCAAAGAAGGAAAAAGAGAGAGAGGGGAGGAAGACAAAGCAUGGAAGGGACAAAGAGAGAGGGCAUGAAAGAGAAAAAGAUGAACACUUGAGGGAGAGGCCUUCUGAAGUACAUGUUGAUGUGGGUGAAAUUCAUGAUGACAGUGAAAAUAAAAGAUCAGGAAAAGGUGAUGGUAAGAAACAUCGAAAGCGGCAUCAAAGUUCUGUGGAUAAUUUGAAGGAAAGUGAAAAAGACCGGGCUAAGAAUACCCACGGGCAUAGUAGUGAUCGCAAAAAAUCAAAAAAGCAUGCAUCUACACCUGAAUCAGAUAGUGAAAACAGGCAUAAAAGACCAAAGGGAGACCAUCGGAAUGGUUCACAUAGAAAUGUUGACCCUGAGGAGCUUGAAGAUGGGGAAUUUGGUGAGAAGGAAAGUCGGUUUUAUCUGUAAGAUUCUGCAAGCAAUGUGAGACACAGUAAAAUCAAGUUGAUCAAGCUUUCUUAAAAGUUGCUUCUUAUCGUUCAUG
Molecule: messenger RNA, 3528 nt
Organism: Durio zibethinus
Lineage: Eukaryota; Viridiplantae; Streptophyta; Magnoliopsida; Malvales; Malvaceae
Source: RefSeq, a predicted model, not a curated record